Messenger RNA from Anopheles moucheti, 7059 nucleotides. RefSeq names its product proton channel OtopLc-like. The record is from RefSeq and is a predicted model, not a curated record. Gene Ontology annotation, molecular function: proton channel activity. Gene Ontology annotation, cellular component: membrane. Lineage: Eukaryota; Metazoa; Arthropoda; Insecta; Diptera; Culicidae. Gene Ontology annotation, biological process: proton transmembrane transport. Bases 1 to 3087 code for a protein of 1028 amino acids. The transcript is spliced from 10 exons.
AUGAUACGCUGUCCAUACAUUCAUGAGAUGCAUGAACGUUUGCUAGGACCAACGCCGAGACGACCGCUGCCAAUAUCAUUUCCACCGCUCGCCAAACCGGAAGUCAUGGAUCGCGAAAGUGACUGUCUGCUGGACAGCCGCCCCGAGAGCCGCCAAAUCGUCGGCACGGUGGUGAAGCUGAACCCGGACGGGUUCGGGGCGCACACCACCUCGACACACCAUCACCAUCAUCAUCACGCGCAGCAGCAGCAUCAGCAGCCGCACCACCGAACGCCGCUAGUGCCUUGCAAUGGGACGGACGACGACGACGAACGUGCCGGGGGACAUCAUCCGAUGCGGGACGGGGCCGGUACGAUUACCAGCACCAUCAGCGACUCGGACGAUGACGGUAUUCAUCUGCGGACGCACCUGCGCAAGAUCAUCGAGGGACGCAAACCGAAAAAUGCCAAAACCUCACUCUUCAUAGUGACCAGUCUAGUCUACGCCAUGCUGCUAAUCGUGGUGUGCGUCGCGUACGUUAUCAGCGACGUCACCACGCACCGUCUGCCUGUGAUCUACUACGAGGGCUUCUUCACCUAUCUGUACGGUGCGAGCAUACUGUUCCUGCUGUAUGUGUUCUGCUUCCUGCUGCAAGAGAGCUCCUGCUGCAACGGAAAACCGAAACCACCGAAGGAGAAGAAACCGAAGAAGGAAAAGAAAUCGAAAAAGAAUGCCGACGUGGAGGCGGGCAAGGAGGGUAAGGAUGGCAAGGAACCGGCCGCUGCCAAGGAUGGCGCGGGCAAGUCAGCGAAGGAGGAGUCGAAAGGCAAAGGGUCGUCCACUAAAGCUAGUUCCUAUCAGUACUCGAAAAAACAGGAAGUAUACCCGAAAAAAAAGCGCGAUCAGCUGCGCGAGUCACAGCGUCACCGUGAGUCGGCACCGGCAUCACCAGUUGCAGCGGUAGCAGUAGCACCAGCCCUGGCUACGCCAUCGGUAACGCCCGGAACGCCAGCCUCACCGUGCGGCAGUAUGGCGUCUACACCGGCCAAACGGAGGGAUAUCCGGCCGGAACAGGGCCGGUGUCGCGCGGAACCAUGCUGGGUGCAGGAGGCGUCACCGAACCCGGAAGCCGCCAUGUCUCCUCGGUUCAAGCGCAAAACUACUCAGGACCCAGCUCACGGCAGUUUCUUCCUGCGUGUUGGAGCAAUCGCAUUCGGGCUCGGUACGAUGAUCUACACCGGGUUGGAGUUUGGAUCCUUCUUCGAGAUACCGUUCACCUCUCCCUGCCAUCAGAUACUGCGCGGCGUCAACCCACUGCUCCAGAUGAUCUUCACCUUCAUGCAGAUGUACUUUAUCUUCAUGAACGCACGGCUCAACAUUCAUCGCUUCAAGGUGCUGGCACGGUUCGGACUGAUGCAUAUAGUGGCGACAAACAUUUGCGUGUGGAUUCGUACGCUGGUGCUGGAAUCGCUGAAGGAGAUCACCGCCUACCAUCAGCGGCGCGGUCCGGAACCAGAAGACUCGGUCAUUCUCGAGAACAUCCGCCAGCACACGCUGCGGAACGCGGGCAUGGUGAUGGGUACGGAUCUGGGCCCUAGCGGCGAUACGGAGUGGGAACCGAUUAGCGUGAAUCUGAACGCGCAGGAAGAUCUGCUGUCCCAGGACGCGUCCAGCGUGCUGUCGAAGAUAGUGCAGGGUACGGCGCAUACCAUCACGGAGGCGGCCACCACGCUGGUAACGGCGGCGACGUCCACCUCGACGGCUGCCCCAACUACCACGACGAUGUCCUCGACGAGUACCUCCACGACGACCGCAUCCACGUCCACAACCACGUCCACCACCUCGACCACACCGGCCUGGAUUGAGCCGAACAGCGGGCUGGCCACUAGCACCAGCACCACCGCCCGGGGACUUUUGGAGCGCCUGCGGGACGUAGUGGCGACCGAGACGACAACCACGUACGAAACACCGGCGGAUCAGUUCGGCAGCGGACACACGCUUUCCACGGCGAACGCAGCGAACGCAACCUCGGCAACGCCCUCGGCCGGAUCGUCGUUCCUGGACUCGUUCAUGGACCAUGUGAACUAUCUCCAGCGCAACAACAGCCUCGACCAGACGUACGAAAGCUUGGACUCGCUGUUUCCUUCCGCGUUCAUCGCGACCUCCACUGCCGUCUCGACCAACGCGACCGCCGUUAGCUGUGGCCGGGUCAACAUCAUGGGCACGAUCGUGCAGGACUCGGCCCCGUACCUGUACCCGUUCAUCAUCGAGUACUCGCUGAUCGGUGCCGCCGUCAUCUAUGUGAUGUGGAAGCAUAUCGGACGCUAUCCUAAGUUCACGAACGAGGAGGAUUUGGAGCACCGUCUGGAGGUGAUGUUGUCCCGCCGUGCUGUCGUUAUGGCGCAGCAGGCUCGUACCGGUCGCGUCGAUUGUGUCGGUGCCUCCAAGGGUCUGUUCUUUGGGUUGCUUCUGCUCGUUGGUUCGCUCAUCUGUCUCAUCCUGUUCUUCGUGCUCGUCAGACACCCGCAACUGUCCCUGUUGGCCAUUUACCUAGCGGACGUUUCGCACUGUGCCCUGAUGGUGCUGGCCAUCUUCGCUAUCAUCAUUGGCUUCAUCCGCGUCCAAAACUUGAAGUUCCGCUGCGAGGAACAGAGCAACCUGAACGACAUACUACUGCGCAUCUCCGCAUUCGGUCUGUUCGUCUACUCCACGUUCAGCGUGAUUGCCGGUUCGCUCAAUGCGUUCGAAAGUGAGCCGAACCUGCUCGUCAUGGUGACGGGUAUCGUCGCGGUGGUCCAGGUCGUCAUACAGCUGCUAUUCAUCGCUGACGUAUCGCGCCGGCGCGUCCACCUGCCCGAGCACGACCGCAUCAAACCGGGCCGCCAGAUUGUCACGUUCUUGCUGAUCUGCAACAUCUCCAUGUUCGCCAUCUACACGUUCGAGGCGCAGAAAGUGUUUGCCAACCCGGUGCAAUUGGACUUUUACGGCUUCAUUGCUUGGUCGCUGAUUCAGCGUGUCACCUUGCCGUUGUGCAUCUUCCACCGCUUCCACAGCGCUGUCACGCUAGCGGAGGUCUGGAAGACCACCUACAAGGCGCGUCUCGAGUAAAUCAUCCGCCAGCGUACAGUUUGCAGAUGCAGUGCAGUGGCUGGAAGUUGAAACAGCAUCGAAACAACGGAAUCGUUUUGAGUCGGUAAAAGGUUUUGUGCAAAACGAACAUUAACGGGGAUGAGAAAAAAAAAAACCAAACGCACACCACUGUUUAGGGAGAGCAUUCUUCUUUACAGACGUUAGCGCGUUACGAAUUUCCCCAGCACGAAACGGGUAGUAACGGUGAAGGAGAAAAUCAAUGACCACCAAUGCCACGCAAUGCUAAAAGGCGGAAGCCGAAAGGGAAUGCUCAACGAAAUAGAACCACUAAUGGAUGGAACACGAGCCAAGCGCGAAGGAGGAGGAGGAGGAGGAAACAAAAACAAAAAGAAACAAGUGAUUUGUUUACGAACUGUAUUUACUUCCUUCCCACAAUUUUUGGACUAGAUUCUACUUCUCUUUUUCGAAAAGGAAAACCAACCAAAAAAAAAACGAUACAAAAAAAUUAUUAACACACAAAACAAAACCCAUUAACCAUGAGCGAAACAAGCGAACGAGGGUGGAAAUGCAACAAUUUUUUAAGAGAAAGAUAAUGAGAGAGAGGAAGCGCGAAAACGCAACGUACACAAAUUCUUAACUGUAACUUUAUACAUUAGUACGAAUACGAAUUAUACAUUUUUACCCGGUUCCACCUUAAACUAUAUGCCCUCCCGUGGAUUUUUAAUACCGUCGCCACUGCCGUCGGUUGGACUGUUUUUCUAUUUCUGGGUUUUUGCCUUUGCCUUUGUUAAAGGGGUUUGCGUAUUUUUUUUCUCGUCUAUCUCCUACUACUUACACGAAGGAAGCACAUUCGAAUCUUCUACGAGGCGCAACGUAGGGAGGGAAAUGUUUUCGAGCGUAUAUUUCUGUGCUCGUUCGCUCAAAGGAGGGAGCUAAGGGGCUAAGAAUUAAAAAAAAAAAAACACGAGAGAAAACAAAACUAUAUGUAUUUAAACUAAAGUAAAAGAAAAACGAAAAGAUUAAUAUAAAGGAAUCGUUGUGUGCAGGACUUAUCUACGUGCACAGUCAGCCACGGCAAAUAUGGUCGGAAAUAGUUUUACAGAUGGCAGCAGAAGUCAAUCCUCCCCCCUGGACACACAAAAGGCUCUAGCGGCCAGUUUUUCGAUUAAUUUAUUUUGUUCCCCGUGUACUGUGUGUGUGCGUGCAACACUUCGGCCACAAACGCAGCGGUACGGUGGUUUGGGAGCGCGAUUAACUUAGUGGAUAAAUGAUAUUACCCAAUAUGUAUGCAUAUAGAAACAGGAUCGUGUAGCAUGUGUUUUGCGCUGGACUCAUAUCCCAACCUUUGGAUCUAGUGAUGGUUUUUAGUUUAGAGAUGUUUUAUUUAUGUUGAUCAUUUAUCUAUUUUUUUUCUUUCUUUCGAGUUCGGUAGUUUUUAAAAAUUAAAAAAAAAACAACCAACAAACUGUCCGGGAGGCAAUAAAAUAUUGUUACAACAGCUUUAGUUUUUAUCCAAAGAAAGCUUCGCGCGCACUUGGAAGGAAAGAUUGACCGCAGGACAAAACGGAACGUAAAACAGAUUUGUUCGGUGCGUUAAAGCCAGAGUUGAGAGGCUGCCAAGUUACUCAAAAAAAAAACAAACAAACAAACUUAAUCUUAACGGAGCUCUCAAUACGACCAAAAAAAGCCAACAAUGCUAUGCUCGUAAGGGUUGAUCCAGGAUUCCUUCCGGUACGGUAGUUUAGUUUAUUUAAUUUUAUGUUUCGAAAUUCCUUUUUUACACUUGACCAAUAAAGCUAGUUUUGCUUGGAGUUCUACGGAAAAAAACAAACUGAUUUUUUGUUCUUUUUUUUCGACAUUUACUACGACCUGUGUUCGGUUGUCUUACGGUACGAGGACAUUAGCAGUAACCCGCUGAGAAGGAAAUCUUCUGGGGAUGGUCAAAGUAAUGCGAUGUGCAUUCUCGACCCAAUUAAAAUAAAGCCAGAUUUAUGGUGUCAGUAUGUGUGUGUGUGUGUGUGUGAGUGAGGAUGUGGGUGUAUGUGUGUGCAUAUGUCAAUAUGGUAUGUGGAAAUGUAACUUAAAAGUAAUAUAAACAGUGUAUUGAAAAGCGUAUGCACACAGUACCACGCACUCACCCACGCAUACGAGACGAGCAUAUAUACACAUAAGUAUAAAUAUAUAUAUACAUACAUAUAUAUACAUAUAUUGGUAGUUAUAAAACUUGCAAAUUUUAUUUAAACCAACAAAUGUUUCAAUAAAUGCAUCAUUGUAUGCGUGGUAGCUUGACUUGACAUGGUGGAUGUGGGUCCGUGGAAGGGAAAUAAGCAAAUCGUAAGGUGUUUUCAAAGCACUUUAAACGCGAAUAAAAUAAAACGAAUUAAUAGAGACGACAAAACCAAGCAGACCCGCCUCCCUAUAAUUCCAACAGGAUGAGAUUAAUUUUUGUUGGAAAAGAAAAUCGUGCUCUUGUUUUUUGCAAAACAGAGUAAAAUGAAGAGAAAGAGAUAGAAAGAAAGAGAAAGGAAAAAGGAGGGAGAGAGAGAGAAAAGUGGUGGGAGCAGUUGAUAACAGAGCUAAGCAAAACAGAAAACAUCCCUUAGGUAAAUCGAUGCAAACUGUGCGUGUGCGUGUUUUGUUGUUUUUCUCUUACUUUUAUGUUUUUGUAAAAUGACGAUACAAUGCAAAACUUAUUGUCAACAUAAACAAACGUAAGAAAGUAAACAAACCGAUUUAAUUUGUUUUUUUUUUGUUCACUCCAGUUUACCCCGAUCGAUCAGCAAAUGGGGAAACUGCAACACAAGCUUGAUUUGGAUUGCUAAUAAGGUUCUUUUUCCGGUACUUCCUGUGAAGGAAAAUUAGUACCGGGUGUGUGAGUGUGGUUUUCGUGUGCAGUUAAAAAUAGACAACCUAUCAUUGGUUAGAAUAGAACGCACUGCAGCAUUCGCAUUUGCAUAGAAAAGGCAAAUUUAACUUCCCAAACGCAAAGCAAAAAGCAAAUUGUUGGUGACAUUUUGGAUUUUUUAUUUCAAUUGAGAUUAUUAAUAAAUGGAAAAAAAUGGAAAGACACUAAACUACAUGUACGGAAAUGUUAAAUGAUUAUUAAAGCAUAUAUUUUGCUGAUCCACUUGAGUUGAUAACAAGCAGGUGUACGGAAUAAGCAAACACGCCAUUUGGCAGUGUGCUGCUUUGUGUGGGAUAUUAUCUUUAACACAAGCCAAACACAAAUGUUCUGUCGAAUCGAACGAAACGUCAAACGUUUAGAGGUGGUCGAGUAAUGCGCGUGUUAGUACUCAGAACGUUCCUUAUCGAAAACAGAACAGAAAAAAAAAUCAAUUCGGUAUGCGUUUGAUUAAUGCUACGACAUUUGCUUCCGCACGGUAAGCUGACGGGCACCGCAAACCGGUGGCCGUUUCUGGCGGCGAAACGCAAAUCAACCAAUUUUGCAAAAAUAAAUAAACAAAAACUCCCUGGAUAUUGACCUUUAUAGCGGAUACAAACAGUUCGACUGGUGUAACGGUCGCAUACAAUACAUGAAUGCCCACCAUGUUUUUACAAAUGAGAAGGAAAAAAAAAUACCGUAUUUGAAUUUUAUGAUCGAUGCAAGGUAAUCUACCCGAAUUUUCGAAUAAAAAAUACAUACACACACCCCCUAAAUCCCAAAGUAAACAAAAACACACAAACCGGAUUAAAACGGCCAGCGAAAACUAAACUUUGCGCCUGGUUUUUGUUUUUUGUGUGGUGAAUUUAUACAAAAUAAUAAAGCACUAAUAAAUGCAAUCAAAACGAUAAGGAAGCAAAUACUGACAGUGUAAGCCCCGUAAAUGUUAUCUGUUUUGCGGCAAGGAGGUAAACAAAAGCAAAACACCUAACGGUGGCAGUGAACUGACUGUCGAGAUACAAAAACCAGAAAAAAAACAAAACAAAACAAAAUCACGACAAACGAGAAUGGGUGGUAAAAUGUAGUGAAGAAACAAACACAUACACACA